AUGGCUCCCAAGAAGAAGGUCCGCCAGCCUUCGAGGGCUGCCUCAACACCGGUCGGUGACGUAGUCGAGCAGGCAGAGGAGACACCGACCACAAUGAAGCCGGAUUCGGGCAUAGGGAUCAUCGUCACAGAUGCAUGGACUGAUGAACAGGAGACAUCGCUCUUCAAAAGCAUGGUUAGAUGGAAGCCUGUAGGCAUGCAUAAACACUUCCGAAUGAUAUCUAUCUCUGAGAAUCUGAGGAACCAUGGCUACUCCUCUCCUCAAAAUGCUCAUACACGAAUACCAGGGAUCUGGGAGAAACUGGGGAGUCUGUACAAUCUCGAGACUCUUGAUGCAAGAGAAGACGCUUUCGGCGAACCAAUCCAAAUGGACGGUGAUCCUGCUGAGCAGCCCUUCUGUCCGUUCGCAUUACCUGAAGAUGAAUACCGGGACAUGAUGUUUGGAAAGAGAUUAGCAGGUGAAGGAACUUCGUCGCCGCCGCUACUUGCCCACCAGCUCUCUGGCAUGUCUGUUGAAGGCGGAAGAGCGGCAAGAAGAUAUAGUACCGUGGACGACACAGAUGAUCCACGUUCUUCGCCAGCAUCAAUUAGUGGGCAAAAAAUAAGCCGCAACACUCGUACGUCGAAGGGUACGCGAACAUCGCUGCUAGCAGAAGUCUCGACGAUUGGAGGAAGACAGGGGAGUAAAGGAUCAGUGGAUCAAGGUACUGACGAUGGUCAGAAGGACGAUGAAGAUGACGGCGAGGCCAUGGGGGAAGACGAGAACGAUAGUAAAGCUGCCACGCUGAAGGAUACUAGCAAAGCAUCGAAAGGAGCUGCAAUAAAAAGUAAUGCGUCGCGGAGAAGUGGACGGAAGAGGUAG
Molecule: messenger RNA, 861 nt
Organism: Letharia columbiana
Lineage: Eukaryota; Fungi; Ascomycota; Lecanoromycetes; Lecanorales; Parmeliaceae
Exons: 4
Coding region: 1-861 (286 amino acids)
Biological process (GO): regulation of transcription by RNA polymerase II
Cellular component (GO): nucleus; NuA4 histone acetyltransferase complex
Source: RefSeq, a predicted model, not a curated record